Fusarium sp. VM40 is the source of this 2061-nucleotide messenger RNA. Lineage: Eukaryota; Fungi; Ascomycota; Sordariomycetes; Hypocreales; Nectriaceae. The record is from the annotation of a GenBank genome assembly.
AUGUUGCAGCGACCACCUCGCCGUCCCCAGUCAUCUCGACGAAAGUACAGCGUGGAUUUGCGAACGCCGAGCCCGUUGGAUUCAGGCUACUUCUCAACAGAUGAUACCUGUGAAUGCCCACAGAAUCAUCGGAAACGAUGUUUCCCUUCUUUUGACGGUUCCAGUAUCGAUGAAUUCCCAACCAGCAAGUUUCUCGAGAACGAGCUGCAGAUAUCAACGUCCAUUGUCAAGCGGGAAGAAGACUCUCUUGAGCUUCUCAAGACCCCCGAAACUCGCCGUCCCAGGGAGAGGGCCGAAGUAGUUUCUCCUUUCAUAUACUCCAGAAAUUCCGGGCGCUUGCCACUCAAAGAUAAACGAGUCGACGCCAAUAGACGAAAGUUGGACAGAUACGUUCCAAAACGUGACCAUAUAUCUCCGUCAUCCGAAAGGUAUCGAACAACGAAGCAAAGCCAAGACUUAUCAAGGGACGAGCGUUUGAAGCGCGACAAGAGUGCCUCGGCGGAUCCUUUUGUCCUCAAACGCCGUGUCUUAGACCCCGACCCACGUUUUCCGUUUCGAGUUGACGAUAGUAACUUGGAGAGAGGUAUGGCUCUUGGACAACUGCCGCAGAAUAGAGGAGGAGAUCGUCAGGUCAGCCUAGGUGCCAUGUGGUCAGUUGGUGGCGUUGCGCCUAGUACAAUCGCCGUGGAUGAUGGACAGGGACAUCUCGUCCGACGUGGAACCAAUGCUCGUGUGUUUCCCACACCUUUUCAGGAGAGUCUUAUCAGCACAUCGGUAGAAAAGGAGAAGCAUGAAGGUCGCAUCGCAUCGGCUCUCGAGAUAGACCAGAUCCGAAGAGUUCUCGAUUUCGUGCAGGGUCAACGAAUCCCACAAAGUCAAAGACAGCACACUCUUCAUACAAACUACAGCCAGACAAGCUGGAAUGGAUACCAAUGGGUCAACAAAGAGGAGUGGUCAAUUCCUCUAAGACCAGCAAAAAGACGCCUUCUCCCAGCUGCCCCUUUCAGAGUGCUUGAUGCGCCGAACCUCAAAGAUGAUUUCUACUGCUCGCCAUUAGCUUACUCUUAUACGGCACAUGCGCUCGUUGUCUGCCUUGGCAAUCUCCUUUAUACCUGGUCUGAGUUUCGAGGCGUACAGCUGAUUCAUGGGGGUAAAGCUGUGCUUGGAAUCGGACAUUCAGACGGAAUUGUGCUGUUCCAGUCUCUAUUCGAUACACUGCCUCGGUUUGAGGUUCGUCAAACGUUUCCCGUUUCCUGUGUGAGUUGGCGCCCGAUUUGUACCCUUCGACCUUCCAAAGACCCCCUCAAUCCAGGAGUUGAGGUUCAAACCGAAGACUUGGUGGUUGGGGAUGAGAUGGGUAAUAUUUACUACUAUGUUGUGGAAUGGCCUUUCGGCUGGGAAGUUACCCGGGAUACAUGGCCUGGUGCAAUAUCCUUGAUAGCCAAGAUCGGCAAUAUCCACUGUCAGCAAGUAUGCGGUCUCGCGUGGUCCAACGACGGCCGUAUGUUCGCCUCUGGGGGCAACGACAAUCUCUGCUGUCUCUUCGAUGCUGAUCAAGUAGUCGGGCGACGACAUGAUUUGCCUCGGACGGGGAACGGGUACAUAGCGCGCAUUGAAGCAGGUAGCGCAUAUGGUGGCAUCGAGAUAAGUGUCACAAAGCUACUCUCCCUAGCUGCGAGCGACGAUGGGCCAGUGAGGUCCUUUACUGCGCAGCUACGGCCGCUUCCAACUGCAACUGACACAGUUCGGUACCUUGGCCCCGGCAUUGAAAGGCAUCGUUGGAACCACGGUGCUGCAGUGAAAGCGAUUGCUUUUUGCCCCUGGAGACGCGAGUUGGUUGCAACAGGAGGUGGCUCUAACGACAAGUGCAUCCACUUCUUUCAUACACCAUCAGGAGCAGCACUGGCAACAAUAUCGGUAUCAGCUCAAGUCACUUCACUAAUCUGGAAUACGACUCGCAGAGAGAUUGCAGCAACCUUUGGUUACGCUUCACCAGAACAUCCUUAUCGUGUCAGUGUUUUCAGUUGGCCGGAAUGCAAACAGGUCGCAGCAAUUCCAUAG